Messenger RNA from Aplysia californica (California sea hare), 618 nucleotides. RefSeq lists its product as uncharacterized. The record is from RefSeq and is a predicted model, not a curated record. NCBI's taxonomy places the organism in Eukaryota, Metazoa, Mollusca, Gastropoda, Aplysiida, Aplysiidae. The transcript has a single exon. Bases 1 to 618 code for a protein of 205 amino acids. Gene Ontology annotation, biological process: neuropeptide signaling pathway. Gene Ontology annotation, molecular function: G protein-coupled peptide receptor activity. Gene Ontology annotation, cellular component: membrane.
AUGAAGAUCAAGUUUAUUUUUACUACGAGACGGACAUCGUGCGCGUUGAUUCUCAUCUACGUCCUCAUCAUAGUCUGCGACGUGCCUAAAUACACCGUGAUCCUGCUGGUGUGGAAGCAUUCACCUGUGGACAACAGCACCACACUGGGUCUGGAGUUCACACGCCGCAAAGAACGCGUCUUCUCCGCCAUGUUUUUCCUGAACAACUUCCUUCCCUCUACAGCGUUCGUCGUGACGUCUGUGUGCACCGUCGUGUUAGUCGCCACUCUCAACAAAGUCUCAAAAUGGCGCCAGUCAAGCGCUGGGAUUGCUAAAAACGAACCGGGAAAUAAUGUCAUGUCAAGUAAGGACAGACGUGUGAGUGUGAUGAUGGUUCUCGUCUCGGCUGUCUUCAUCGUUUGUUAUCUUCCUGGCCUUGUGCUCUUCACCUGGAUGAGUUUGGACCAAGACGUCCGCAUGGAGGGGAGGAAGAGCCACAUCUUUCUGUUCAUGACGGGUGUCUGGACCACCAUGACGGCCAUCAACGCAUCCGCCAAUAUAUUCAUCUACUUCACGAUGAGCACCAACUUCAGGAGAGUUUUCUUUCAGAUGAUUGUGAGGAGGCAGAUUAGUUUUUGA